UCUAAUGUCUCGCGUAGUCAAACAUUCCAGAGGUAAACAAACUAAAACAGCGGAGAAGUUGUAAGUUUGAGAAACUAAAUAAACUGGUAGCUAUAUCUGUUAUUUAUAAUGGCUCAUUUGCAGUUAAAAGAAGGAGAAUACACGUCUACUGUGUAUGGAAUGAUUAAAGAUCAAAGAUAUAAUGAAGCUAUUCAGGUUUUAAAUCACCAGUUACAAGGACAUCCUAAGUCCAGACCAGCAUUGUCUCUACUAGGUUACUGUUACUUUCAAAGUCAAGAUUUUGUAAACGCCUCUGAUUGUUAUGAACAGUUAACAGUGUUAUUCCCUGAUAACGAAGACUAUCGAUUGUAUUUUGCUCAAUGUCUUUAUAAAACCAGCCUGUUUCAAGAAGCUAUGAAAGUUGCCUGCCAAAUAGAUAAUCCAGACUACCAAGGAAAGAUAACCAAGUUACAGUCAGCUAUUAAAUAUGGUGAAGAAGAUCUUCCAGCAGCUAAGAGUUUAGUAGAACAAUGUCCGCAGGAUGACCCAGAUACAGAAAUCAACUUUGGCUGUCUUUUAUUCAAGGAAGAGAGAUAUGAAGAAGCAUGCCAGAAAUUUACUACCGCUAUACAGAUUCUAGGUUAUCAACCCCAUCUGUCAUAUAAUAUAGCUUUAUGUCAUUAUCAACUAAAACAAUAUGCUCCAGCGUUAAAACAUAUAGCUGAUAUUAUAGAGAGGGGUAUUCGUGAACAUCCAGAGUUAAGUGUUGGUAUGACAACAGAAGGUAUAGAUGUUCGUAGUGUAGGUAAUACUUUAACUCUACAUGAAACAGCUCUAAUAGAAGCCUUUAAUCUUAAAGCUGCUAUAGAAUAUCAGUUGAAAAAUGUUGAUGCAGCUUGUGAAGCUUUAACAGAUAUGCCACCAAGAGGUGAAGAAGAACUUGAUGCUGUUACACUACACAAUCAAGCCUUAAUGAACAUGGAAGCUAAACCUACACAAGGCUUCCAAAAAUUACAGUUUCUUCUCCAACAAAAUCCAUUCCCAUUGGAAACAUUUGGAAAUCUCUUGCUUCUGUAUAUUAAAUAUGAGUACUAUGAUUUAGCAGCAGAUGUUUUAGCUGAAAAUGCUCACAUGACCUACAAAUAUCUGACACCGUAUUUGUAUGAUUUCCUUGAAGCUGUUAUAACACGACAGACAUCACCAGAAGAAGCUUAUAGAAAGUUAGAUGAUAUGGCAUCAAAACAAACAGAGACAUUGAGAAAACUGACAAAACAGGUACAAGAAGCCAGACAGAAUCAUGAUGAUGAUGCUGUGAAGAAAACUGUUAAUGAUUAUGAUGAUGCUUUAGAAAGAUAUAUACCUAUAUUAAUGCAGCAAGCUAAGAUAUAUUGGGAUAUGGAUAAUUAUCUACAAGUAGAGAAGAUAUUCCGUAAAUCUGUAGAAUUCUGUAAUGAACAUGAUGCAUGGAAACUAAACGUAGCUCAUGUUCUGUUCAUGCAAGAAAAUAAAUAUAAAGAAGCUACUGGAUUUUAUGAACCAAUUGUGAAAAAGAAUUAUGACAAUUUAUUAAAUGUUAGUGCUAUAGUAUUAGCUAACCUGUGCGUAUCGUAUAUUAUGACCAGUCAGAAUGAAGAGGGUGAGGAAUUGAUGCGUAAAAUAGAAAAAGAAGAAGAACAGUCAGCAUAUGAAGACCCUGAUAAAAAAGCCUACCAUCUGUGUAUUGUCAAUUUAGUUAUUGGAACCUUAUACUGUGCGAAAGGGAAUUAUGAAUUUGGUAUUUCUCGUGUUAUGAAAAGCUUGGAACCUUUCAACAAAAAACUUGGUACAGAUACAUGGUUUUAUGCUAAAAGAUGCUUCCUGUCUCUGAUAGAAAAUAUGUCAAAACACAUGAUCAUGAUCCGAGAUACUGUGGUUCAAGAAUGUAUCGCUUUCCUAGAAUGCUGUGAAUUGUUUGGUAGAAAUGUUAAAGCUAUCAUUGAACAACCUCUGGAAGAAGAACCAAUGCAUCCUGGGAGAAACACUGUUGCCUUUCAAGCACGGCUAUUAAAGAGUCUAUUGUUACAGUUGAUUUAAGUGUCAAUAUCAAGAUGUCAAUCUGUCCUAUUUAUUAUAAUCUUAUUCAUUCAUUCAUUUGAGAAAACCUGUUUUUUCCGUCCUUUUAUCAGUGGAGAUACUCGAUUGAACGUUCCGGAAUUAAAUUGUCUCAAAUUACUUAAACAUACAUUAUGCAAGAGCUAAAUCUGCCAAUUGCAGGUAUUUCUUUGGGCCUUAAAUGUUAUCUAAAUUAUUAAUUAGACAUUUAUUAACAUGACAAGAACAUAGUCAACUCUCUAUGCCACCGGAUAGCUCCAAUUAUAAGUAGAUUAGAAUGGUUCAGCCAUUUAAUGUUUUAAUUGAGAAAUGGAGAAGCCAGACUAAGACUUGACUGAACAGUACGGUGGUUACGAUCAAUGCACACAUCUUGUCAAAACUACAACCAUAGAUAACUUUGCUCAAAAUAAAGUAUUCUGAAGGAAAUUUUCAAUAUAUUCAUUUUGCAUUAUCUAUUUUGCAAAUAUGGCAGAGAGAACGGUCAGCUCUAUGCAUGUAUUUAAAUCUUACAUAAUGCCCAUUUAAUCAGUUCCAUGAUCCGCAGUAUUAUCAAUGACAAUUGAGAUUAGUAAUAGUAAUACCUGCAGUACAGUCAAUAUUUUUCGGAAUUUUUAUGUGAUUUACCAUAUGUUGAUGUCAGAUUGGGAAUUUUUCCAGUUAGACGUUUGUCGAUACGGAACGAGUAAACACUAGAUUUUCAGGAGACAAGGCAUAUGCAAACUGAACAUGAUAUAAUCUCAACCAGUCACUAUAGCUGAAACAUUUUGCUCACAAAAUCUUUUUUCGGGACUGGAAGAACUGUGACGGCACUCAUUUUCGUAUCACUCAAUAACAAUUGCAUCAGUUCCGAACAUUCCGAACUGACAAUCGAGCACCCCCCAAUAUUGGUUAAUCUGUGAUAAUGUGUUUAUUGUAAAAUGACAAAUCUUAAUUAAAGUUAUAUACUAGAAAA
Patella vulgata (common limpet) is the source of this 3022-nucleotide messenger RNA. Its product is annotated as tetratricopeptide repeat protein 30A. The transcript is spliced from 16 exons. Gene Ontology annotation, cellular component: axonemal microtubule; intraciliary transport particle B. Gene Ontology annotation, molecular function: intraciliary transport particle B binding; protein binding. Gene Ontology annotation, biological process: intraciliary transport. The coding region runs from base 109 to 2052 and encodes 647 amino acids. NCBI's taxonomy places the organism in Eukaryota, Metazoa, Mollusca, Gastropoda, Patellidae. The record is from RefSeq and is a predicted model, not a curated record.